This is a messenger RNA of Sphaerodactylus townsendi, 6951 nucleotides long. RefSeq names its product RNA binding motif protein 27 (gene RBM27). Gene Ontology annotation, cellular component: nucleus. NCBI's taxonomy places the organism in Eukaryota, Metazoa, Chordata, Lepidosauria, Squamata, Sphaerodactylidae. Gene Ontology annotation, molecular function: RNA binding; metal ion binding. The record is from RefSeq and is a predicted model, not a curated record. The coding region runs from base 128 to 3157 and encodes 1009 amino acids. Gene Ontology annotation, biological process: mRNA processing. The transcript is spliced from 21 exons.
GGUCUGAUUCUAGGCCUACGCUCGGCAAGAGCGGGGAGGAGGAGUGGGGGAGGUCGCUGGUCGCGGGGCAGAAGGGUGCGCAACAAGGCGAUGCGGCCCGGAGCGUAGCCGUUGCAGCGCCAUCAUCAUGAUCAUAGAGAACGUGGACGCGCUUAAGUCCUGGCUGGCCAAGUUGUUGGAGCCAAUAUGUGAUGCAGAUCCCUCAGCCUUGGCUAACUAUGUUGUGGCGUUGGUCAAGAAAGACAAGGCAGAGAAAGAGCUGAAGGCUUUCUGUGCUGAUCAGCUAGAUGUCUUCCUACAAAAAGAAACUUCAGGAUUUGUUGAUAAACUCUUUGAGAGCCUAUAUACUAAGGAUUACUUAUCUCCUAAUGAACCAGCAAAACCAGAACCUAAGACUGCAGGACAAGGAAAAGAGGAGAUCAAAGAGGAGACAUUUCAGGAAACCUUUGAAGAAGAGCGAGAGGGCAAAAAGAAGAAAUUCACUAGCCCACAGAAAAAUCGUUCAGAUAUUAAUGAACAAAGAGCAAGAGAAAGAAAAAGAGAAGAUGGCAAAUGGAGAGACUAUGAUAGAUACUAUGACCGGAAUGACAUGUACAGAGACAAAUAUGAUUGGCGGAGGGGAAGAAGUAAGAGUCGCAGUAAAAGCAGAGGAUUGAGUCGCAGCAGGAGUCGCAGCAGAGGUAGAAGCAAAGACCAGGAUGCAAACAAAGAGCGGGAUACAAACAGAAAUGUUGAGCACAGAGAGAGAGCAAAAUUCAAGUGUGAAAGGGGUGACAUGGAAAGCUCAUAUAACUCGGUGUCUUUGUCUCUUGCUAAAUCUACGGAGCAGUAUUCCUCUGGAGCACAGUGUAUUCCCAGUGCUGUUACUGUGAUUGCACCUGCUCACCAUCCUGAAAACACAACAGAAAGCUGGUCAAAUUACUACAACAAUCAUUCUUCUAAUUCGUUUGGCAGAAAUGCUCCACCAAAAAGGCGUUGUCGAGAUUAUGAUGAACGAGGGUUUUGUGUGCUUGGUGACCUCUGCCAGUUUGAUCAUGGAAAUGAUCCACUGGUCGUAGAUGAAGUGUCUUUGCCAAGCAUGAUUCCUUUCCCACCGCCACCUCCAGGACUUCCUCCGCCUGGAAUGUUAAUGCCACCUGCACAAGGCCCUGCUCACAACAUGAGAAUGCCAGGACCACAAGUACAUCAUCGGCCACCACCUCCUGUUAGAAUUCCUAUACCAAGGCCACCUUUGCCACAGUCAAGUCUGAUAAACAACCGUGACCAGCCAGGCACAACUAUGGUGCCUAGCCUUGCACCCGUGGGAGCAAGACUACCUCCUCCUCUAUCCCAAAACCUGUUAUAUACAGUAUCAGAACAUACAUACGAACCAGACGGCUAUAAUCCAGAGGCUCCUAGUAUUACCAGUGCUGGUAGAUCACAGUAUCGACAGUUCUUUUCAAGAACGCUAAUGCAGCGUCCAAAUCUUAUUGGUCUGACUUCUGGUGAGAUGGAUACAAAUCCAAGAGCUGCUAAUAUUAUCAUCCAGACUGAGCCUCCAGUUGGCAUAGUGAGUAACAGCACUAACAUAUCUAGAGUGGUGCUUGAGCCAGACAACAGGAAGCGAGUUUCUAACACUGUAGAAGGACCAUCUGUAAAGAAACCCUGGAUUGGAAAACAAGCUAAUAACAAUCAGAAUAAGCCAGGAUUCCCAAAGAAAAACCAGUAUACAAACACCAAGCUGGAAGUUCGUAAAAUACCCCCAGAACUGAACAAUAUUACUCGGCUUAAUGAACACUUCAGCAAAUUUGGAACAAUUGUCAACAUUCAGGUUGCCUUCAGAAAUGAUCCUGAAGCUGCUUUAAUUCAGUACUUAACUAACGAUGAAGCCAGAAAAGCCAUUUCGAGCACAGAAGCAGUGUUAAACAAUCGGUUUAUAAGAGUCCUGUGGCACCGAGAAAACAGUGAGCAGCAGCCAUUGCAACCUGCCCAGCAGCAGCAGACCUUACCACCACUUCAUCACCAACUUCAGCUGCAGCAACCAAUGCUGACACAGACUCCAGCUGUAACAAUGCACAGCAGUGUGCCAAAGGUAGCAAAUAAACCAUUGACACCGGGUUCUUACGUGAUUAACAAGGUUCCAGUUAAAUAUCGUCUUGGAGCAACGGGUGGAAAUCAACUGGAUUCUCAACAUUUGUUGCUUAACCAGUCCAGUGCUGCAGCAGAGGAUGCCCAGAUGUUUCCAGCCUCAACUACCCACACAAAGAUGGUUUAUAGUACCUCUAACCUAAAGACAUCCAUAAAGUCUAGUACAGGAAAUAAAUCCCAUGAUGUCCAAGAAGUUUUGAAAAAGAAGCAGGAGGCAAUGAAGCUGCAACAAGACAUGAGGAAGAAAAAGCAAGAAAUGGUAGAGAAGCAAAUAGAAUGUCAAAAGAUGUUGAUCUCAAAGCUAGAAAAGAAUAAAGCCAUGAAGCCAGAGGAGAGAGCAGAGAUCAUGAAGACACUGAAGGAGCUAACAGGAAAGAUCUCUCAGCUGAAAGAUGAGUUGAAAACACCGUCUGCCGCUUCUACAACAUCAAAACUGAAAUCUAAAACUGAGGCACAAAAAGAACUUUUGGAUGCAGAACUAGACUAUCACAAGAGGCUGUCUUCAGGAGAAGAUACAACAGAGUUAAGGAAAAAGCUCAACCAGUUACAGGUGGAGGCUGCCCGUUUAGGUAUCUUGCCUGCUGGUCGUGGAAAAGGAACAUCUGCUCAAAGCAGAGGUCGAGGACGAGGUGGAGGAAGGGGGAGAGGUACAAUGUACCAUAUGGUGGUCGAUCAUCGUCCCAAAGCACUAUCUAUCGGGGGCUUUGUGGAAGAGGAAAAAGACGAGUUGGUGCGGCAUUUCGCACAAUUUGGAGAUAUCGAAGGCUUUCAUGAAGAAGACUCUCCUUUAAGUGUUGUUCUGACAUUCAAAUCCCGUACUGAAGCUGAAAUUGCUGCUAACCAGGGAUUAAAGUUCAAAGACCGACAACUUCAGAUAUCAUGGCACAAACCCAAGGUACCUUCUGUGUCUGCUGAAACUGAGGAGGAAGAGCCAAAGGAAGAGGAGACAGAAACUUCAGAUUUAUUUUUGCCUGAAGAUGAUGAUGACGAUGAUGAAGAUGAAGAUGAAUCUCGUUCUUGGAGAAGAUGAAACUUGAAAUUAAAUCAUAUAGUUUUAGAACUGUUCAAACUAAAACUUUUUAAAAUUAUUUAAAGGAAGUGAGUGAGCCAAAAAUCUGUUUUGUUUUGUUUUUCUUUUCUUAGAGCAAGUGUGAGUUUCAUACAUGAACUUGGCAAAGAAGUAGCCAUUACAUUAGAUCAGCCAAAGGCCCAAACUUAUACAGAACUAUAAAGAUGGUUGUGAUCCUCUGAUACAUUUCAUCUUUAGCCUUUCAAGCCCAACUUGUGUCCAUUCUAUUUUUAAAAUAUGGAUUAUUUUAUUAUCAAUUACCUUUACAAGUUUUAUUUAAUAAUACACUCUCAGAUGAGAGAUGUGGGUGAAAUUCAUUUAUAUAUAAGCAUUGCCUUGAAUCUGAUCAUUCAACCAAGUUCUUUCAUUUGGUGAUGUGCUAUUUACCUUUAAUUCAAUUCCACUUCUGUGUUUGUAAGCCAUCAAGAAUUGCGCGUAAUGUGACUGAAGGGAUUAUAGGGCAAGGCUGCCCAGCCCAAGUCCACUGUGUUGUAUUCCGUCUAGUUAUUUUGAGCACUGUUGAGUCCUAUCAUAAUAUUUUAAUAAUAUUCUCAAUUUAAUUCUCAGAAUUAGGUCAAUCUAUUUGAUUGAUUUUGGGUUCAGUUGAAUUUGGGUUCUGUGAAUUUCACUUUUGGCAGAACAAAAGUAGGCAUCUGGCACAAACGACAUUGAAGUGAACCGUUUUUGGUGAAGAGCACCCACUGCCAGUAUUGGGAAAUGGGCUUAGACAUUUUUAGUACUCCCCAGCCAUUGAAACACACUGUCCUAACUCCAUGAUUGAAUUAAUUAUUUUAAAUGUUUUAGUCCAAGUCUGUGCAGUAUUCCAAGAAAGUUACUGCCUCUAGCCCACAAAGGCCAAGUACAUGGGAUGAUAUAAUGCUGAACUCUCUACUGGAUGUUAAAACUGUGGUUGAAGAAAGACAAAUGGGAUGAUGAAUAUCUUCGAUGCCUCUUUUUGUGCAUUUGAUUUUAUCUUCUUUUUUAAAGCACCAAAUAGGACAUUGUGCUGAUUCUGAUGGAGACUUACCAGAAGCCUAGAUAUUCACGCCCAUUGUGUUGCCCUGAAACCUAAAUGUUUUACCCAGUGGAUCUUUCCCCUUCAUUCUUAGUACCUCUGUACUGUACUCUAUACACAGUAGCACUAUGUUAUGUGAGGAGGCAUGCAAUGCCACUUGCAUUCUGAACAUUAAGAUGUGAAGAAAUGGAGCAAAAAUGGUAUGAACUCUGCUGAUACUAAUAUCCACAGUGUCACCAUACCUAUGCUGAUAUAGAAGGAAACAUUUUAGCACUACUGUGACCAAAGUGUAAUUUAAUAAAUAAGUAAACAAAGUACAAGGUCAAAAUACAAUAUCAACAAUAAUCACAAAUCUGCAUACAUCUAAUGCCAAUUCCUGGUACAGAUCAGCCACUUCUUUAUCAACUUCAGCGGUACUCUCCUCCGAAUGAAAUAACUUGAUCAAAUGUGAAGAACUUUUGUUCCAUCCACCUGAGAGAUGCUGCAUUUCUAACUUUUCCAGGCAAUAGUUUCUUUACCUCUUUAUUCUCUCUUGCGAUGAGCGACUUCAUCCUCGGCAGCCAUUUCACAAGCUCUCUUAGCCUCCCUUGGAGCCUGUGAAAUGGCCAAAAUUGGAUCAAGUAUUUAAUUUGGAGCAAAGUAACACUGAAGUUUGUAAAGAAGUGACUGGUCCGUACCAGGAAUUGGUGUUGAGGUAUGAAGACUUGUGAUUAUUGUUGAUAUUGUAUUUUGACUUUGCACUUUGUUCACUUAUUUAUUAAAUUUUACUUUGCUCACUACAGUGCUAAAAGGUUUACUUCUAUAGCAGCAUAGGUGCGGUGACCCUGUGGAUGUUAGCCUCUUGACACUGUACCUCCCUUUGUUUUUUGCUCUUCUGAUACUAAAACAUGGGCGCAAGCAAACUGGAAAAAUAUUAAUUUCUUCCUUCAGAGGUUUUUAUGUUCAGAUGUAAUAGCACAGCUGAUACUUGAUUCACUCUUACUUACCAGUAGUAGUAAAUUAACAAAGUCUGGAUGUGACAUUACAUGAAUUCGGGCAUAUUUUUUCUGUUCUUCCUCUCCAUUUGGUUUCUUUAUUCUUGUGGUUUGUGAAAGCCAAUCUAUUAUCAAUUUAGGUUCUUGGAGAAAAAUUUAAUUUUAAGAGAUUUUCCCCCCUUCACAUGAAGAUCUUUGUUUUCUAGAUUGCUACAUUCCUCCUAAUGUUGAAUCUCAGUGAAUGAAGAUUUUUUUUACAAAAAAAGCACGAUUGUUGUACAUCUAAUAUACAAAGCCUUGCUCUUCUCCUGUGGUCUGGAAUGUUUUUGGAAUGUCUGUGGCUCAGCUUAUGAUUUGAGCCAUCACAGCAAAGUGGUUGGGUCUGGAUGGUUUAAACACAUGAUAGAGGGAACAAAGGAUUUCUAUAUAUAUACACACACACAUAUAUAUAUACAUAUAUAUAUAUAUAUAUAUUGUACAGGGAUUUUCUUAAAGCUGUAUAAUUUUGUAAAUAUUUUGCUUUUUUGUGUACUAAAACUACCAGCAUCUAGAUUUCCAUAAGAAUUCUUGUAUUUUUGUAUGCGGAAGACCUCAAGGAGUGAAUGAAGAUAUAAGAGAAAUUUCAGUAGCCUUUGACACAGAUCGGAUGGGAUUCCUUUUCAUAUGGUUUUUAAAAUUUUGUUAGCACACUGUUCAAAAAAGGACAAAUGUCCUUGUUCAUAAGUGUUGGCUUCUUUGGUUGUGGAUGAAAUACAGGGGCUGAGGGGAAAGGUGUUUAAUGAGGGUUUUUUAAGGAUAUGUUGGCUUACAUUAAUCCUCUAGUGACAUCUUAAAUGUGAUUUCUUUGCCCUGAAGCACAAAAAUGAGUUGUGCCCCUGAACUCACAUAUUGAAAGCAUACUAUUGUGUUACUGGAAAUGUAAGUGAUGGGCAGUAGGGUGGUAAUUCGGUUAAUACAGAGGAGAAGGCAAAAACUAGUUCAAAGUGACCUUCCUUUUGACAUUGCUACGGAUCUCCCUGUAUUAGGAGUUAGUUGGACACCAUUUGUAUGUUUUAGGUAGGUGAUUUUGAGUAACACUUUAUUUUUAGUUGCUGUGAAAAUAUAAUUUCCACCUUCACAAGCUGUAAAGACUUAGCAUAAUUAAAUGUCAACUAUAUCUUCCACGUAACUUCAGAACUAUACGUCAAUUUAAAAUAAAAUGUUACCAUUCUAGAAUUAUGCCUUAUGGACCACUGAAGAGUGUGUAGAACUGAUAGAAAAUGAGAAGAAUUCAAGUGUCAGUUGGUCAGUGAAUCACCCUCUAAAGCUUACUUGUAUUACUACUGUAUAAGCUGUCUGGUGUGAAAUAUUUUGUUUUCUUCUGUUUUAUAAAUCCUGGAAUAUUAAACAUGCAGCACCUGAAAACUGGUUUGAAAAUAUAUGGCCACAUACAAUAGAGAUGCUUCAGUGAUUUUUAACAAAAUCAUGUGAAAAGGAAUAUUAAAUUCCUCUCAAUGUACAGUAAACUUGUAUUAUAGUUUUUAUAAAAUUGUGAACGUGUAAUAGUAUAUUAGGAGAUAUUGUUGAAUUUCUAACUGUUUAUACAUUUAAAUUCAUACAUGUAAUGUUUGUUUUAUUGAUUACAAUCUGAAUUUCUAAGAUGCAUGUUGUCUUUUUGCAAUAAAGAGAGAAUAUGGAAUGGUUCAAAAUUUUUAAAAAAGGCAUAAAUGAUUUAAAUUGAAAUUUGGAAAAAUUUAAUAACCAUUCCAAAAAAAAUUACCACAAAA